Sorex fumeus (smoky shrew) is the source of this 2198-nucleotide messenger RNA. It is a transcript of the gene PAK6, whose product is annotated as p21 (RAC1) activated kinase 6. Gene Ontology annotation, molecular function: ATP binding; protein serine/threonine kinase activity. Gene Ontology annotation, cellular component: cytoplasm. The record is from RefSeq and is a predicted model, not a curated record. The transcript is spliced from 9 exons. Bases 123 to 2147 code for a protein of 674 amino acids. NCBI's taxonomy places the organism in Eukaryota, Metazoa, Chordata, Mammalia, Eulipotyphla, Soricidae. Gene Ontology annotation, biological process: regulation of MAPK cascade; intracellular signal transduction; protein phosphorylation.
GCAGGCCAAGGAGGACUGGUCCCCGGAGGUCCUCAACCGUCCUGCCGGGCCGGAGUGCUCCACCCGUCCUAGAGAGAGGCGUGGGGAGGAAGAAGCAGUGAGGAAAGCAACCGGGAGGCACCAUGUUCCGCAAGAAGAAGAAGAAACGCCCCGAGAUCUCGGCCCCACAGAACUUCCAGCACCGUGUCCACACCUCCUUCGACCCCAAGGAAGGCAAGUUCGUGGGCCUGCCCCCACAAUGGCAGAACAUUCUGGACACACUGCGGCGCCCCAAGCCCGUGGUGGACCCUUCACGCAUCACGAGGGUGCAGCUCCAGCCCAUGAAGACGGUGGUGCGGGGCAGCUCAGUGCCCGCCGACGGCUACAUCUUAGGGCUGCUCAACGACAUCCAGAAGUUGUCGGUCACCAGCUCCAACACCCUCCGUGGCCGCAGCCCCACCAGCCGGCGGAGGGCCCAGUCCCUGGGGCUGCUGGGGGAUGAGCACUGGGCCGCUGACCCAGACAUGUACCUGCAGAGCCCCCAGUCCGAGCGCACUGACCCCCACGGCCUCUACCUCAGCUGCAACGGAGGCACCCCAGCCGGCUACCGGCAGGCGCCAUGGCCGGAACCGCAGACCCCCCGGGUCCUGCCCAAUGGGCUGGCCGCAAAGGCCCAGUCCCUGGGCCCUGCCGAGUUCCAGGGCGCCACUCAGCGCUGCCUGCAGCUGGCCACCUGCCUGCAACCCUCCCCGCCGGCCGCCUCUGGCAGGCAUGGAACCAAGGUCGCCAGGCACAGCUCUGAGGAGAGCCGGCCGCAGUCCUGCCUGGUGGGCCCGGCGGCGGGCAGGCCCGGCGGGGAGGGCACUCCGAGCCCCAAAGCCCAGGAAAGCAGCCUGAAGCGACGACUCUUCUGGAGUAUGUUCCUGUCCGCUGCCCCCGGCCCGCUCAGCAGCAAGUCAGGCCCCCCACCCCAGAGCAAGCCCAGCUCCUCAUUCCGACCGCCCCAGAAAGACUCGCCACCCAACCCGGUGGCCAAGGCCCAGUCAUUGCCGCCGGACCAGCCCGCGGGGCCCUUCAGCCCCCUGCCCCCCUCCGACACCAGCAGCCCCCACAAGCCUCCGCGCACGGUCCCGCCCGCCGGUCCCCCGCCCCGCCGCUCAUCCCCCGCGGGCUCACCCCGCACCCGGCACGCCCAGAUCAGCACCAGCAACCUGUACCUGCCCCAGGACCCCGCGGCCGCCAAGGGGGCCCUGGUGGGCGAGGACCCGGGGGUGGUGACGCACGAGCAGUUCAAGGCUGCGCUCAGGAUGGUGGUGGACCAGGGCGACCCCCGGCUGCUGCUGGACAGCUACGUGAAGAUCGGCGAGGGCUCCACCGGCAUCGUCUGCCUGGCGCGUGAGAAGCACUCGGGCCGCCAGGUGGCCGUGAAGAUGAUGGACCUCAGGAAGCAACAGCGCCGGGAGCUGCUCUUUAACGAGGUGGUGAUCAUGCGGGACUACCAGCACCUCAACGUGGUGGAGAUGUACAAGAGCUACCUGGUGGGCGAGGAGCUGUGGGUGCUGAUGGAGUUCCUGCAGGGCGGGGCACUCACCGACAUCGUCUCUCAAGUCAGACUGAGCGAGGAGCAGAUCGCCACCGUGUGUGAGGCCGUUCUGCAGGCCCUGGCUUACUUGCAUGCCCAGGGAGUCAUCCACCGGGACAUCAAGAGUGACUCCAUCCUGCUGACCCUUGACGGCAGGGUGAAACUCUCAGACUUCGGAUUCUGUGCGCAGAUCAGCAAAGACGUCCCCAAGAGGAAGUCGCUGGUGGGCACCCCCUAUUGGAUGGCCCCUGAAGUGAUCUCCAGGUCCCUGUAUGCCACUGAGGUGGACAUCUGGUCUCUGGGCAUCAUGGUGAUUGAGAUGGUGGACGGAGAGCCCCCAUACUUCAGCGAUUCCCCCGUGCAAGCCAUGAAGAGGCUUCGGGACAGCCCCCCGCCCAAGCUGAAGCAUUCUCACAAGGUUUCCCCAGUGCUGCGAGAUUUCCUGGAUCGGAUGCUGGUGCGGGACCCCCAGGAGAGAGCCACAGCCCAGGAGCUCCUGGACCACCCCUUCCUGCUGCAGACGGGGCUCCCCGAGUGCCUGGUGCCCCUGAUCCAGCUGUAUCGCAAGCAGACCUCCGCCUGCUGAGCCCCCCGGAGUGCGCCUGCGCCCACAGGCAGGGCCCCCCCGGGCUGGGGC